AUGGCCAUUUCCGGUGACGUCACUCUGGCACAAGAUGGCGCGCGAUUACACCCGUACUUAGUUGCAUUAGUACGGUGGUGCGUGUCAUCGUUUUGGAGUACCGCAUCGCUGAUCAUCCAUCGUCUGAUGACGGCACCACUUCCUCCGAUCGCAGCAGCUGCCAAACCCGUUAAGACCCGCCCAGCCAGCUCCGACCACCUCCACCCAGACCCUUUGGUGGAUUGUGUGGUCCUCCAUGAGCCACCAACACAUACAAUAGAUGUUAUCUUCGUCCAUGGGUUGUAUGGAUCAUUAGGAAACACAUGGAGACAAGGAGAAUGGAAAAGCAACUACAAAAUCGAUCCAGAAAUAGUGACACUAAAAACACAUUCCAAUACCAACGACAAAACCGAAGAAGCCACUGAUAAAAAUGCAGAGGACGAUCUAAAACAUAUUAUAGACAGUAGUUUUAAUUUUAACAACACAGUACAAAUUAAGGAUGCAACUGAGGAAUUCAAUAGUGGCAUUUUGAAGAACAACAUCAAAGGUAUGAGGGAACAGCAGGAUUUCAAAGACAGGACUACGAGUUUCAAAGAAGAAAUGGCAAAUUUCAGAGAGAAAAUGGAUAAAUUCAAAGAGAAAACGGAUAAUUGUGCAAAUGGGGAAAUGAAUGAAGAGUUAAAAGAAAUGUUCAAAGACAAUCUGGAUAACGUCAACGAAUUUUACGAAGAUAUCAAGAGGAUAUUGCCUAACGAUAAUCUGUUUAUAACGGAGAAAUUCUAUAAUAACACUCUGCUGGACCAAGUAGAGAUCGUAGGGAACUACGAAUCGCAAGCGAAUUUUGUACGUGAUCUGUUUAAGAACAGUUGUGACGAGAAAAAUAAAGUCAUGGAUAACGAUAACGAAUCGUGCGAGUGUGACAGUGUGUGUGAAGUUGGGUGCGGUUGUGUGUGUGAUAAAUGCUAUUCGCCCUGCUGGCCCAGGGAUUGGAUUAAAGAAGAUUUCCCCGGUGCGAGAGUUAUUUCUAUCAAUUACACGAGCGAUCCUUAUCUGUGGAGGCCUUUGUGGAUUAAGGAAAUAAAAAGAUUGCGACUACACGAAAGAGCAGAACAGAUGACGUCACAGUUGCUCGAGUUGGGAGUGGGUCAGAAGCCCAUAAUAUGGGUGGGACAUUCCAAGGGGGGUUUGUUUAUUAAGCAAAUCUACUGUGAAGCAUACGAAGCUUAUUUACAAGAAACCAAAGACAAUAUAGAUUAUAGUACAAAUGACGAUAACAUUAAAAUGGACUAUAACGAUGAUACAAAUAUUUAUGCUAAUGGUGACCAAAUCGAAGAAGUAAUAGAAGAUGGCGAAAGAUCUAGAAGAGCUUGUCUAUGGCAGAAGUCAGCUGGGUUCAUGUUCUACUCUGUGCCACACCGGGGUUCCCCCCUAGCUGAUAUCAAGACACCCAUCACGGCGCGCAGUAUUGAACUCCUGGAGAUAUGUAAAAAUUGUUCGCUUCUCCUCUCGCUGCAAGAUCGCUGGUUAAUAGCCACGUCUCCCCUGCAGCCAGCUGUCCACAGUCUAGUGGAGACCUGUCGGACUCUUAUGUCUGUGCUGUGGUUGAGAAUAGUCAGCGUAGAUUCAGCUGACCCAGGUCGGGGCGCUCUGCACGGCGUGUCUGUGGAUCACAGGGAAAUCUGCAAACCCACGAGCCGUCAUUGCGUUCUUUACAAAGAGCUGAUGGGAUUAAUGCGAACGGCGUUCAACAAAUCUUGA
Leptosia nina is the source of this 1737-nucleotide messenger RNA. NCBI's taxonomy places the organism in Eukaryota, Metazoa, Arthropoda, Insecta, Lepidoptera, Pieridae. The record is from the annotation of a GenBank genome assembly.